Podarcis muralis (Common wall lizard) is the source of this 3263-nucleotide messenger RNA. The record is from RefSeq and is a predicted model, not a curated record. NCBI's taxonomy places the organism in Eukaryota, Metazoa, Chordata, Lepidosauria, Squamata, Lacertidae.
AUGACACAGGAUAAACGGGGGAAGCUUGGUGCCAGAACAAAUUAUACCUCAGCAAAGUCAAAAACCUGUGAUCAAAGGGCCAAGAAGAAACUUUCUGCCACUCUGCUGAGCCUUUUGGACACUGAGGAUGACCUGUCUAAUAUCCAGUGGGGAUCAGUGCCUUUAGAAGUACAGGACUGGCUGACUGUUACCUUCGCAAGGAAAAAAGAGGCGUACAGUAUCAAACCUGAGGAUCAGCCAAGCAUUCGAACUAUUUCAUAUGCAGUCCAGGCUAGUGUUUUGGUAAAAAGGAUGUUCCGUACACCCACCAGUGCAAGUGGUUUGGCUUAUCCAGAGAAAGUAAUUGCAGCUUUUAAGGACAUUGAUAAAUGGGAUUUUGAUGUAUUUGCCUUAAAUGAAACUUGUGAAGGGCACAGCUUAAAAUACCUGAUGUGUGAUCUGUUCAACAAGUAUGAUCUUCUGAGACAAUUCAAGAUCCCAAUUACCUGCCUGAUUUCAUUUGCAAGUGCUCUGGAAGUUGGCUACAGCAAGCACCAAAAUCCAUAUCACAAUGUGAUGCAUGCUACAGAUGUUACCCAAACUGUGCAUUGCAUAAUGCUUCACACUGGUAUGAUGCAUUGGUUCACUGACCUGGAGAUAUUAGCAAUUCUUUUCAGCACGUCAAUCCAUGAUUAUGAACAUACUGGAACCACAAACCAUUUCCAUGUUAGGACAAGGUCAGAAAUGGCACUUUUGUACAAUGAUAAAUCAGUUCUUGAAAACCAUCAUGUGAGUGCUGUUUACCAACUCAUGCAAAAUGAAGAUAUGAACAUCUUGGUCAAUUUAACCAACGAGGAAUGGAGGGAACUGCGCCGGCUGGUCAUUGAGAUGGUUUUAGCUACGGACAUGUCAAAUCAUUUCCAGCAAAUGAAAUAUCUGAAACACGUUCUGAAAUGCCUUCAGCAUGUAAAAAGGACAGAUAGAGAUAAACUCAUGUCCAUGAUUGUCCAUGCAGCUGACAUAAGUCAUCCAUCAAAGCCCUGGAAAUUGCAUCAGCAAUGGGCAAAUGCACUAAUGGAUGAAUUCUUCAAGCAGGGAGACAAGGAGGCUGAAUUAGGAUUGCCUAUUUCUCCACUCUGUGAUCGUGGGACUACCAAUAUUGCUGAAACUCAAAUAGGCUUUAUUGAUGUCAUAGUGAAACCAAUUUUUUCUCUGAUAAUUGAAGCAGCUGAGAAAAUUGUUGAGCCUCUUAUUUAUGAAGCUUUUGAAACUGGAUGUUCCUCUAGCAGAGAUUCUGGGUAUUUUUCUGGGUAUGACUGUUCUUCUUGCUUUUUUUGGCUUCCUGAUAGCCCAAUGAGGAAUUUUAAGUUAACACUAUCAGGGUCAAUUGAAGAUGAAAAUAAACCAAAACUUAGUGGGAACAGUUUUGAAGAGGAAGAAAACGUUAGUCUGGGAAGCGUCAAAAGUGAAAGUGGGACUUGCACAGAGAGAAAUCUCUUAAUUUCAUUGGAUAUAGCAAGCUUUGAAGAACACUUGGUGCAUAAUAUUGAAGCAAACAGAAAAAAGUGGAAAGAGAGCCAGGAGCCCAAGAGCAAAGAAUCACCAAUGAAAGAAAGUAACAAGGCCAAAGACAAAGUAAGUAAAGAUAAAAAAGAGGGGGGGAAACCCCAGAAAACAUCAAAGCCCAAACACCAUCCUUCAAAGUCCAAUAAACUUUGUAUUGCACCACAAAGUCCUACCCUUUGCGAUUGUGAGCUUUGCCACAACAGAGCAUUUGAACCAAUGGAUGUCAGCUUCAUCGUUUACAACGCAGGUGCAUCAGAACUGUUUCAGCCACAGCCAGAUGAUGAGGUCAUGGAUGUCACAGAAUCAUAUGAGGAAUUGGUGGAUAAUAAAAGUUCAUGGAGGAAAGCUGCUGGCCAGGAUACAGAUAAAAACAUAUACGAGAUGAGAGGCAUGGUUCCAAAAACAAAACCUCUGCGUCCUAAUGAAAGCGAUGAUGUGAUCAUUGAGGAAUUCAUACCAGACGAUCCUGAGCCCCCAAAAGAAAGUGAACCUCCUGCCGUCCCUGAUCACAAUGGUGCCCAGAUGUCACCUGGUCUUGGCUUUAUGUCAGAGCUAACCAAAAGUGAAGUCGAAUUCUUUUCCCUGUGGAACGAAGAAACUAUGAGACGUGCUGCGGAGCAGCAGAAACAAGACCAAAGCAGAAUGGCUGCUGACGCUGCGUUACAGGUGGCAACAUCAGCAAAACAAAAUGAGGGUUGUCAAGCAAACUCAGCUGAUCAAAACUUUGUUCUACAAGUAAUCUCUAUUGACACCCCUAUUGUAACAAACAGGACAGAAUCAGGACAACAUUGUGACCCAUCCCAGAAGGAAGUUGCCAGUACUUCUGCCCUAAAGCAAGAUAUCACCACGCCAUCAAAUGCAUGCCAACAAAAUGAAACAACCCCACGUGGAGCUGGAGCUGCAGCUGUAUCUGUCACAUCCUUGAGCUAUGGGGUAUUUAAAAUUCCCCAGUAGAUUAUUGAUCUAACUGGUAGGCUAAGAUUGCACUGUCUUCAAGCUUAACAGAAACCAAGAGCUGAUCAAAUACAAGGCACCUGACUCAAACAUAGAACUUCUGACUGCUGAAUGUUCAAAAGUUAAGGGGGAAAUGCUUAUUGUGAAAUCAGUUGACAGAAAUCUGAAACACGCAUUGGUCGCUACAGAAUAGGUAGAGGUAAUUCUUAAUAAACCUUCUUAUUGGUGGAAAUGAAACCCACCUCUUCCCCUUCCCCUGAAGAUUUUGAGUCUGUGGGACUUUUCAGGAGGCUGAAAUAGAAGUGUGAGAGAAAAUAUACAAGGAGAAGAAAGGCAUGUCUAUGGGAUGGAAUUAGUAGCAGUAUUGUGUGCUAAAGAAACAGACGUUAAAUAUUUAUCUUGAUACCAUUUUUAGUCAGACUACAGAGUUUGUGUUUGGGAUAGAAGAAUGGUGAAGGGGCAGAGAAGGAGUAUAAAGAUUGCACAUAUGGUCUUGAAGAGGAAAAAAACAACCUUUUCAGGAGCACUUUGAGACUUCCUAGCCAUCAUGCACACUAGGGACCCAUCUCAGGAUCUGGCAAAAUGCACGUGGCAGAGCACACUCUCAAUCCAGUGUUUUGUUAGGGGAUGUGAUAUGUUGGGGGAGCUCUUUCUUGUUCCUUUGAGAUGGACAGAUCAUUGCCUGGUCAUUCCCAGUGCUGGUGAGAAACAUAGAAUCAUAGAAUCAUAGAGUUGGAAGAGACCACAAGGGCCAUCGAGUCCAA